Messenger RNA from Meyerozyma guilliermondii ATCC 6260, 537 nucleotides. RefSeq lists its product as uncharacterized. The transcript has a single exon. NCBI's taxonomy places the organism in Eukaryota, Fungi, Ascomycota, Pichiomycetes, Serinales, Debaryomycetaceae. The coding region runs from base 1 to 537 and encodes 178 amino acids. Gene Ontology annotation, molecular function: oxidoreductase activity, acting on the CH-OH group of donors, NAD or NADP as acceptor. The record is from RefSeq and is a predicted model, not a curated record.
AUGAAUCUUUCAGACGAUUCAAUUCGACGGAUUUUCAACAUCAAUACUUUUUCACAUAUAUGGACCAUAAAAACUUUGGUGCUGAAUCAUCUAGCGGAGAGCUCAGUACCUGAUAAGCAUAAGAGACUCUUCAUAACGUCGAUUUCUUCGGUUCUCGGCGAAUUGGGACCAAAAAACCUCUCCGCAUACUGUGGUUCCAAAGCGGCAUUGACGCAAAUUUAUGAAUCAUUACGGCAAGAAUUGUCUGAGUAUCGCCUGAUACUGCUUUUAUUGGUAAUACCAGGGCAAUUAAAUACGUCUAUGUUUCAAGAUGUUGUUCCAACCAAACAAUUAUUGGCACCGAUAGUUCGCAGCGAUAAGCUAGCUUUCAAAAUAGUUGAACGAAUUCAAAAAAACCAAAGUGGAGUUCUAUGUGCUCCUCUUUAUGCUACAGUACUUCCAGCGAUACGAGUGUUGCCUAUGUGGUUGCAAACUGUAUUUCGAUGGUUUACAGAUAUGGACAAUAAGGUUAUCGACCAAACAGAAAAAAUUAAGUAA